Molecule: messenger RNA, 531 nt
Organism: Pteronotus mesoamericanus
Lineage: Eukaryota; Metazoa; Chordata; Mammalia; Chiroptera; Mormoopidae
Gene: CFAP97D1
Product: CFAP97 domain containing 1
Exons: 5
Coding region: 37-531 (164 amino acids)
Biological process (GO): sperm axoneme assembly
Source: RefSeq, a predicted model, not a curated record
GUUGCCUCAUUUCUGAAGUGAGGCUGGGAAGAGAAGAUGAACAGUUCCUUGGAUUACCUAGCCUAUCCUGUAAUUGUCUCUAAUCACAGGCAGAGCACAGCCUUCAGGAAGAAACUGGACUUUGGCAACUAUAUAUCUCACAAGAAUAGGAUAGAAAUAGUGAAACCUGCUGUUGAUACCAAACCUCCGGUGGCGCACACACAUCACAUUUUAAAACUGAGCAAAAUACAGGGUGAACAAAAGAGGAUCGACAAAAUCGAGUAUGAAAACAAGCAACUGUGUCAGAAAAUUGCCAACGCCCAUCGCGGCCCUGCCCAGGUGGACUGCUGGAACGAAUAUUUUUCCAAGAGCUUAAACAGAGAAACAAGGAACCGGGACCUGAUGAGAAUCACCAUGGAAAACCAGGGCAUUCUGAAGAGGCUCAGCGAUCGCAAACCCCACUAUGACCGCAGGUCAUCCGAGAUGGACUGGGAGAAUUCAAGACGUUACAUCAGAAAUACAACAAGGUAUCUUCUCUCCCGAGAUGAAUAG